AUGGCGAUGGCGUCCUCGGCGACGUCGGCGUCGCGCGUCCGCGCGGCGGCGGCGCGCGCGCCGUCGACGCGGACCGCGCGAGGACGCGCGACCGCGCGCGCGACGCGCGGCGUCGCCGUCCGCGCGACGACGCCCUCGACGCCCAUCGAGUCCUGCGACGUCGCCGUCGUCGGCGCCGGCCCCGGCGGCCUCGCGACCGCGAUCGCGCUCCAGCGCGCGGGCGUGGACGUCGUCGUCUUCGAGCAGCGCGAGCGAAUCCGACCCGCGGGCGUCGCCGUGUUCAUAUGGCCGCACGGCCUGAGGAAUCUCCGAGCCAUCUGCGCGGAGACGACCACGGAGGUUAUAAACGCCGGCGCCACCAUCGACACCAUCGCGAUCGAGCAGCUCACCCCGACGACGUCCGCGUCCGAGACGCUCGUGCGCAUCGACGUCGCGGGCUGGUCCGAGCGCGUGAACCUCCCGCCGCAGAUCGGCAUCACGUGGGCGCGACUCACGAACGCGCUGCGAGGCGGCUUGAGAGACGGCACCGUUCGCCUCGGGCACGCGCUCGAGGGGAUGACGAUGACGACGGAUGCGGACGGCGAAGAGGGCGACGUCGUGCUGACGUUCGCGCCGCCGAGGAGCGGCGGCGACGCGCCGCCGCCCGUGCGCGUCCGCGGGUGCGUCGUGGGCGCGGACGGACGGAACAGUAAGGUGCGCGAGUUGACCUUCGGCGGCGGCGCAUCGGAAGAGAGAGACGCCGCGAGCGCGACGUCGUCGCCCGCGACGACGUCGGCGCCGGAGGCGAACGUGUACUACGCGCUGUCGCCCAACCCCCCGCCCGGGGCGGGCGGCGCGGGCGCGUUCAACGAGCUGCGGUUCGUCCUGUGCGACGGCAGCGGGAUCUCGCUCCUGGACGUCGGCAGAGGGAACUUGGACUUGGCUGAAGACGGAAGCGCCGGCGACGCCGCAGCGGACGCCGCGCCGCCCGCGGGGCAACUCAUGUUUGGCACGACGCGUUUCUCCGAGCGCGCGCGCGCGUUCGAGACCCCGGAGCAGCGGCUCGCGCACCUCGAGACGCUGUUCCGCGGCACGACGCCGCUGCUCGAGCGCGCGGUGUCGUCCACGGCACCGGGCGCGGUCGUUCAGACGACGCUGUUCGAUCGCCCGGCGGCGGCGAAGUGGUCGCGAGGCCGCGUGACGCUACUCGGCGACGCGUCGCACUGCAUGUACCCGUCGUUGGGUUUGGGCAUCUCCACCGCGUUUGGCGACGCCGUGGAGCUGUCGCGGUGUCUUCUCGGCGGCGGCGGCGACGGCGGCGGCGACGCUCUCUGCGAGAUGACGUUCGCGGACGUCGAGCGCCGGCUUCAGACGUACGAGCGGCGGAGAAUUCCCGUCGCGUGGGCGCUACAGACGGGGAGCCGCCUGAUGCACGAGGUCCUCGCGGCGACGUCGGAGCGGCCCGCGAGCGACGCGCGGGGAACGGUGGACGUAUCAGGGGCGUUCUUCAAGGCGUGGCAGGGCGCGCUGUGGCUGUUCGGCGAUCGACCGGAAGAGAAGACGGCGAAGGCGAAGGAGCAGGAGCAGGAAAAGAAGAAGGCGACGGAGGACGUUUCGCCGCGGAGCUGAUGAGGUAGGGUGGC
Molecule: messenger RNA, 1622 nt
Organism: Micromonas pusilla CCMP1545
Lineage: Eukaryota; Viridiplantae; Chlorophyta; Mamiellophyceae; Mamiellales; Mamiellaceae
Exons: 2
Coding region: 1-1608 (535 amino acids)
Molecular function (GO): monooxygenase activity; FAD binding
Source: RefSeq, a predicted model, not a curated record